Molecule: messenger RNA, 2301 nt
Organism: Papaver somniferum (opium poppy)
Lineage: Eukaryota; Viridiplantae; Streptophyta; Magnoliopsida; Ranunculales; Papaveraceae
Exons: 6
Coding region: 1-2301 (766 amino acids)
Source: RefSeq, a predicted model, not a curated record
AUGCAAGGCGACAAUGUUGUUUUAAGCUUGCUGAUUCCAGGAAAGAAACAACCAGGUAGAGACAUCGAUAUAUAUUUGCGACCACUGAUUGAUGAUCUGAUUAAGUUGUGGAAUGACGGGGUCGAGGUUUAUGAUUCGUAUAGUAAGACAAUGUUCAACUUGAAGGCAUUAUUGAUGUGGACGAUAAACGAUUUUCCUGCUUAUGGUAGCCUAUCUGGAUGUACGUAUAAAGGGAAGGCACCCUGCCCUAUUUGUGGUGAUAAUACUCUUUCAAACUAUUUGCCGGUUAGUCGUAAAACUGUUUACAUGAAUCAUAGGAGAUUUCUACCUGAUAAUCAUUCUCUUCGAUCGAGUAAGAAGAAAGCAUGUUUCAAUGGAGAGAUUGAGAGGAAGGAAAAUCCACCUACUAUGUCAGGUGUAGAGGCUUUUCAACGUCAGAGCAGUAUUGUGAAUGACUUUGGAAAAGCGAAGCAGAACGAGGCGGAGAAAAGGAAAGAUAAAGGGUUAAAGAAGAAUAAUAAGAAUAAAAAGGUUUCUACUGAUGCUGGUACGAGUGCUGCUGCUGGUUCUGGUGCACAGGAUCAUGACCAUCCGAUAUUCAACAAACGGUCGAUAUUUUUCGACUUGCCUUAUUGGAAGGUUUUGUUACUACGUCAUAAUAUUGAUGUUAUCCAUACGGAAAAAAACGUCUGUGAGAGUCUCAUUAGUACUAUAUUGAAUAUAAAGAACAAAACAAAAGAUGGCUUAAACUCCCAUAUUGAUCUGAAAAGUAUGGGAAUCAGAGAAGACUUGCAUCCAAAAAUCAUAGAUGGCAAAACAUGGCCUGAACCAGGACCAUAUAACUUAAGCGACAAGGGAAAGGGUAGAUUUUAUAAUAGGAUGAGAAAUUUGAAAGUUCCAUAUGGGUAUAGUUCUGAUCUUAGGAGGCAUUUCUGGAAGGAUGGUUGCUUGGGUGUCCUUAAGGCUCAUGAUUACCAUGUUCUUAUGCAACAAAUAUUACCUGUAGCUUUGAAGGGACUUUUACCUGAUGGGCCAAGUACUGCGAUUAACCGGUUAUGUUCCUAUUUUAACGAAAUAUGCCAAAGGGUUGUUGAUCUGACUAGAUUAUUAGAACUUGAAGAAGAAAUUGCUGUGACUUUGUGUAUGUUGGAGAUGUACUUCCCUCCAUCAUUUUUUGAUGUGAUGAUACACUUGAAAAUUCACCUAGCUCGAGAAGUGCGUUUAUGUGGACCCGUACAAUAUCGUUGGAUGUAUCCAUUUGAAAGGUAUAUGAAGAUAUUCAAAGAAUACGUAAAAAAUUAUGCACAACCUGAAGCAUGUAUAACAGAGUGUUACUUGGGAAUGGAGUACGUCAGGUAUUUAGAUGUUCAUACGGACAAAGCAGAUGAAGGAGAAGUAAAUCAAAGCCGUAAUGAAAACAUUCAACAUCAUUCCACACCGGCAGGGCGUCCUAUUUCUAAAGGUGUUCAAGUGUAUAUUGGUAGUGAUAUGCUGAAGAUCGCUCAUAGAUAUGUGCUUUUUAACACAACAACAAUUAACCCAUAUAGAACAAUGCACAUGGACGAGUUAAGAUCCUCCCAUACUGACAGUGAAGACCAACUCCUUUCCAUACACUCAGACACAUUUGCAGAUUGGAUACGGAAAAAGGUUCAAAUUCAAAUUAGUCGAGGCAUAUCUGUAUCAAGUACAGUACAGUGGUUGGCAUCUGGUCCUUUAGAAAAAUGUGUCUCAUAUAAAGGCUUGCAAAUAAAUGGGUCAAGGUUUAUCACGAAGGAUAUUCGAAGAGUUACACAAAACAAUGGUGUUUCAAUUGAGUCAAAAUCUUUAGUUGAAGCAUCACAAAUCAGUAGUGGUUUUUAUGGUGUUUUAGAACAAAUUCUUGUGUUGGACUACCAGCAUAUGUUUCAAAUUCCCAUAUUCAAAUGUGACUGGGCUCACACCUAUUUUGGUGUCAAGCAAGAAAAAGGCUUUAGAUUAGUCAACUUAUGUCAGUAUAAGAACCAAUAUCAGAAUGAUCCAUUCAUUUUAGCGUCACAAACCCGACAAGUUUUCUAUUCUCGAGAGUCAAAUUCGUCUAAUUGGUUUGUGAUGUUGAAACCACCACCUAGGGGUUUCCAUGAAUUAGAGAAAUACAAUGAACAUGAAGACACAAUAUGCCUACCAGUGGAUCCUUCAACUCUUGACUUACAAAUGGAUGACGAGCCCGAGACUUAUGCAAGAGAUGAUGCUGAACCUAUCUUAGUGGUUCCCGAAAAGAAGAAGAACAAGAAGAAUAAGAAAACGAAAAAGAAGUGCCGCUGA